Hippopotamus amphibius kiboko is the source of this 5351-nucleotide messenger RNA. It is a transcript of the gene AQR, whose product is annotated as aquarius intron-binding spliceosomal factor. Gene Ontology annotation, cellular component: catalytic step 2 spliceosome. Gene Ontology annotation, molecular function: helicase activity; mRNA binding. The transcript has 36 exons. Gene Ontology annotation, biological process: mRNA splicing, via spliceosome. The record is from RefSeq and is a predicted model, not a curated record. Bases 195 to 4652 code for a protein of 1485 amino acids. Lineage: Eukaryota; Metazoa; Chordata; Mammalia; Artiodactyla; Hippopotamidae.
UUCCGCUUCCUGAAGAAUGUGAGAGCUGCGGUACGCAUUCCCUGUGGGCUAUAAGCGUUGAGGAUAUUGUGCCCCGCAGGUUUUUGUAUCUCGGAGUCAGGCAGCCGCAGUCACUUAUUUGGGGAAUUGCAUCGGAUUCACCGCUGCUCGGAGCGGUCCUUUCUUUUCCACCGGAGCGGAGGGAGAGUGCUGCCAUGACGGCCCCUGCUCAGCCCAAGAAAAUCGUGGCCCCUACCGUGUCCCAGAUCAACGCUGAGUUCGUGACCCAGUUAGCAUGUAAAUACUGGGCUCCCCAUAUCAAGAAAAAAUCACCUUUUGAUAUAAAGGUGAUUGAAGAAAUAUAUGAGAAAGAAAUUGUCAAAUCAAGGUUUGCCAUCAGAAAGAUAAUGCUCUUGGAAUUUAGCCAAUAUCUUGAAAAUUACCUCUGGAUGAAUUAUUCUCCAGAAGUGUCCAGCAAGGCCUAUUUAAUGUCAAUCUGCUGUAUGGUGAAUGAGAAGUUCAGAGAAAAUGUCCCUGCAUGGGAGACUUUUAAAAAGAAGCCAGAUCACUUCCCAUUCUUUUUCAAGUGUAUCCUGAAAGCGGCAUUAGCUGAAACUGAUGGUGAAUUUUCACUCCAUGAACAGACAGUCUUACUGCUUUUCCUUGAUCAUUGCUUCAAUAGUUUGGAAGUAGACUUGAUACGGAGUCAAGUACAGCAGCUUAUUUCCCUCCCAAUGUGGAUGGGUUUACAGCCUGCACGACUGGAAUUAGAAUUAAAAAAGACACCUAAACUAAGAAAAUUCUGGAACUUGAUUAAAAAGAAUGAUGAAAAGAUGGAUCCAGAAGCAAGAGCACAAGCCUAUCAAGAAAGAAGAUUUCUUUCACAACUCAUCCAGAAGUUUAUCUCUGUGCUGAAAUCAGUCCCACUUUCUGAACCUGUCACUAUGGACAAAGUUCAUUACUGUGAAAGAUUUAUUGAACUUAUGAUUGAUCUAGAGGCCCUACUCCCCACAAGACGCUGGUUUAACACCAUCCUGGAUGACUCCCACCUUUUGGUUCACUGUUACCUUUCCAGUCUUGUUCGUAGAGAAGAGGAUGGCCAUCUUUUUUCCCAGCUUUUGGACAUGCUUAAGUUCUAUACUGGUUUUGAGAUUAAUGACCAGACUGGAAACGCUCUGACAGAGAAUGAGAUGACCACAAUUCACUAUGACAGAAUUACUUCUCUACAGAGAGCUGCUUUUGCACAUUUUCCUGAACUGUAUGAUUUUGCCCUCUCAAAUGUCUCAGAAGUAGAUACUCGGGAAUCCUUGGUCAAGCUUUUUGGACCUCUUAGUUCAAAUACACUCCACCAGGUGGCAUCAUACCUCUGCUUGUUACCAACUCUUCCUAAGGCUGAAGACACAACUUUUGAUAAAGAAUUUCUUCUAGAAUUGUUGGUAUCUCGUCAUGAACGUCGAAUUUCCCAGAUUCAGCAGUUGAACCAGAUGCCUUUGUAUCCAACUGAGAAAAUCAUAUGGGAUGAAAAUAUUGUCCCAACUGAGUACUAUUCUGGGGAAGGUUGUCUUGCUCUUCCCAAGUUGAAUUUGCAGUUUUUGACUCUUCACGAUUACCUCCUAAGGAACUUUAAUCUCUUUCGCUUAGAAUCAACUUAUGAAAUUAGGCAGGACAUCGAGGAUAGUGUCAGCAGAAUGAAGCCAUGGCAGUCUGAGUAUGGUGGUGUAGUAUUUGGUGGUUGGGCACGAAUGGCCCAGCCCAUUGUGGCAUUCACUGUGGUGGAGGUUGCCAAACCCAACAUAGGUGAAAACUGGCCAACCCGAGUUCGUGCAGAUGUUACCAUCAAUCUGAAUGUCAGAGAUCACAUCAAAGAUGAAUGGGAAGGACUUCGGAAGCACGAUGUAUGCUUUUUAAUUACUGUGCGUCCCACAAAACCUUACGGUACCAAGUUUGACCGGAGGAGACCUUUUAUUGAGCAGGUUGGCCUGGUUUAUGUCAGAGGCUGUGAAAUCCAGGGCAUGCUGGAUGAUAAAGGGCGUGUCAUUGAAGACGGACCUGAACCCAGACCCAAUCUUAGAGGAGAAUCAAGGACAUUUAGAGUGUUUUUGGAUCCAAACCAGUAUCAACAAGAUAUGACCAAUACGAUACAAAAUGGAGCAGAAGAUGUGUAUGAAACUUUCAAUAUAAUAAUGAGGAGAAAACCAAAGGAAAAUAACUUUAAGGCUGUGCUGGAGACUAUUCGGAACCUGAUGAAUACCGAUUGUGUGGUACCUGACUGGCUGCAUGACAUCAUUUUAGGUUAUGGGGAUCCGAGUAGUGCACAUUAUUCUAAAAUGCCCAAUCAGAUCGCCACCCUUGAUUUCAAUGAUACAUUUCUCUCCAUUGACCAUUUAAAAACCAGCUUUCCUGGUCAUAAUGUUAAAGUAACUGUGGAUGACCGAGCUCUACAGAUACCCCCUUUCAGGAUAACUUUUCCAGUAAGAAGUGGAAAGGGGAAGAAAAGGAAAGAUGCAGACGGGGAGGAUGAAGACACUGAGGAGGGGAAAACCUUAAUUGUUGAACCUCAUGUUAUACCUAAUAGAGGUCCUUAUCCUUACAACCAGCCCAAAAGGAAUACAAUUCAGUUCACUCAUACACAGAUAGAGGCCAUCCGUGCUGGAAUGCAGCCUGGGCUAACUAUGGUUGUGGGCCCACCAGGUACAGGAAAAACAGAUGUGGCAGUCCAAAUCAUAUCCAACAUCUACCACAAUUUUCCAGAGCAGAGGACUCUGAUUGUUACUCAUUCCAAUCAGGCCUUGAACCAGUUGUUUGAGAAAAUCAUGGCUUUAGACAUUGACGAGCGCCACCUCCUGCGUCUUGGUCAUGGAGAAGAAGAGCUGGAGACGGAGAAAGAUUUCAGCAGGUAUGGAAGAGUUAAUUAUGUCCUAGCUCGAAGAAUAGAACUUUUAGAAGAAGUCAAAAGAUUGCAAAAGAGUCUAGGGGUUCCAGGAGAUGCUUCAUAUACUUGUGAAACUGCAGGCUAUUUCUUCUUAUAUCAGGUAAUGUCUCGUUGGGAAGAGUAUAUCAGCAAAGUGAAAAAUAAAGGUAACACAUUGCCAGAUGUUACCGAAGUCUCCACUUUCUUCCCUUUUCAUGAGUACUUUGCAAAUGCCCCCCAACCCAUUUUUAAAGGCCGAUGUUAUGAAGAAGACAUGGAAAUUGCUGAAGGAUGUUUCAGGCAUAUUAAGAAAAUCUUUACUCAGCUCGAGGAAUUCAGAGCGUCUGAACUGCUUCGAAGUGGACUAGACAGAUCUAAAUACCUUUUGGUGAAAGAAGCCAAAAUCAUUGCUAUGACCUGUACUCACGCUGCCUUAAAACGACAUGAUUUAGUCAAGUUAGGUUUCAAGUAUGACAACAUUUUAAUGGAAGAGGCUGCUCAGAUUCUGGAGAUAGAAACUUUUAUACCUCUUCUUCUGCAGAAUCCUCAAGAUGGUUUUAGCCGACUAAAACGUUGGAUUAUGAUUGGCGAUCAUCACCAGUUACCUCCAGUCAUUAAGAACAUGGCCUUUCAGAAGUAUUCAAACAUGGAGCAGUCUCUCUUUACUCGCUUUGUCAGGGUUGGAGUUCCUACUGUGGAUCUCGAUGCCCAAGGGAGGGCCAGAGCAAGCUUAUGCAACCUCUACAACUGGCGAUACAAGAACCUAGGAAACUUACCCCAUGUGCAGCUCUUGCCGGAGUUUAGUACAGCAAAUGCUGGCUUGCUCUAUGACUUCCAGCUCAUUAACGUUGAAGAUUUUCAGGGAGUGGGAGAAUCUGAGCCUAAUCCUUACUUUUAUCAGAAUCUUGGAGAGGCAGAAUAUGUAGUGGCACUUUUUAUGUACAUGUGCUUACUUGGUUACCCUGCUGACAAGAUCAGCAUUCUAACAACAUAUAAUGGACAAAAGCAUCUCAUUCGUGACAUCAUCAAUAGACGAUGUGGGAGCAAUCCAUUGAUUGGAAGACCAAAUAAGGUGACAACUGUUGACAGAUUUCAAGGUCAACAGAAUGACUACAUUCUUCUUUCUCUAGUGCGAACCAGGGCAGUGGGCCAUCUGAGAGAUGUCCGUCGCUUAGUGGUAGCUAUGUCUAGAGCCAGACUUGGACUUUAUAUCUUCGCCAGAGUGUCCCUCUUCCAAAACUGUUUUGAACUAACUCCAGCUUUCAGCCAGCUCACAGCCCGCCCACUUCAUUUGCAUAUAAUUCCAACGGAACCUUUCCCAACCAGUAGAAAGAAUGGAGAGAGACCAUCUCAUGAAGUACAGAUAAUAAAGAAUAUGCCCCAGAUGGCAAACUUUGUAUACAACAUGUAUAUGCAUUUGAUACAGACCACACAUCAUUAUCAUCAGACUUUGUUACAGCUACCACCUGCUAUGGUAGAAGAAAGUGAGGAAGUACAAAGUCAGGAAACAGAAUUGGAAACAGAAGAAGAGGCCAUGCCUGUUCAAGCUGACACUGUACCUAGUCUAACAGAUGCCAGCUCCAGUCAAGAAACCUCAACCUCUCAGACUGAGACCACCCCCAGUCAGACAGAAGACAGUUCCAAUCCAGAGGCCAUCCCUGCUGAAUCUGAGAUCACUGCUACUGUAGCAGGACCUGUAGCUAUACCAGCAGAGGAUAACACUCCUCAAGAUGCCACAUCCACGCCCGGAGAAACCAAGUAGCCAAACUGUAGCCCUUCUUAGGGAAACAUCUCAUUUAUAAAGUCUAGGAAGAAGACAACAACCCUUAUCACUGGACACAGAGAUGAUGCUGAAAUCAGACUACAUAAACCUUACUAAAAUGACCUUUAUAUUAAUUUCCAUUAAUUUCCCCAUAUAUUUACUUUCCCACAAUUUACCACCCCUAAGAGCCAAAACGCCACCCCCCCUUUUUUUUGCCCAUUUACUUCUCCAUGAUUUAUUAUCCUUUGUUAAAAUAGUAUAUAAGCUUCAAAGCCUAACAGCUUUUGGAGGAAUUUUUACUUUUCUGUGUAGCCCUAUGGAAGUAAAAUUAAAAACAUCAAUUAAAUGUGUAUGCUGUUGCUCCUAUUAAUUUGUCUUUUGACAGUUUAAUUCACGGGUUCCAGGUACAGACCUAAGAAGAUAGAGGAAAAGUUUUCCUUCCCCUAUGAAAAUAAGACUGUAAUACAUUGUUUUUCCUUAAGUAACCAGAGGCUAAAGUAACACAGCUGAAGAAGAAUCUAGAGGUGAAGUGAUUUGGAUAAAGUGUCAUAGUGCAAUUUGUUAAGUGUCAUGGUAUUAAUAGCAACAUCCUGAAAAUGCAGAUGAAUUAAAGUUUGAUCAAUGUACCAUGACAUUCGUUCAUGUGAGCCUUCUAAGAAAAGGUCACUGACCAUUCUCUGUUUACAUUUUAAUUGUAGA